CUACAAACGACUCGCUUGUCUCACCUUACUCCAACAUCAUGCAACCUCAACGAUGAUCUCUCCGAAGUCGAGGCUUCAUUGAUCUUGCUCCGAAGAUGGCAAGCGGAACUCCGGCUGGCCUAUUGGAAAAUCUCGCCAUAUCUCCAAAAACUAUCAUGGCAGCGCUACAUAGCUCGAAUGACACCAUUUCUGCUCUCGAUCUCCCACCUCCCACAAUGGAGUCCCAACAGGAUGUCCCAGAAAUGCCUCCACAAUUUGAACCACCAGCAGAAUUUCUCAAAUUUUCCGAGCUGCCCUCGGAAUUGAGACUCAAAAUUUGGGAUGAAGCUAGCUUCUUUCAAAGGGAUAUCAAUCUUUGGUUGAAAACCCUCGGUGAACUCAGUGUGAGUGCCUACACUGCUGAGGAUUCCACCACCCACGAAUUAUUCAAAAGCCAUGAAUUUGUCACGAACACUGCUCCGCCAACAGUAUUACAAAUCUGCAAAGAAUCUCGAGUUGUUGGACUGACACAUUACCGGUUGUCGUUCGGAACGUCGUACGAAUUUGCCAAUCUCAGCAUAUCCACUACUCCACACAUAUACGUCAACUGGGACUGUGACAGGAUCUGUUUGCUAUGGCCCCAACAGUUUCAAUCACAUAAAAGCCGUUCCUUCAAGACACUCGUCAAUAUCUGCCAAGAAAACAGGCUCCGCUACCUUGCCCUGAACGUGUUGAGAGACGCUCAUUGGCCGUACGUUGAAAUUACCACUGCAGUGCACAGUCUCAAGGAAGUGCUACUAUUUGGCUCCACCGCUCAAAAGAGUGCAACAUACAGCGAUGCUUUGAAUAUUGGCUUUGUGAACACGGAGACACUGGCUAUGAUUUACCCAGACCUAUGGAGGAAGAUCCGCAAUCAUUCGUGGGCAAUCCGUCUCGAGAUUCCUCGGAGAGAUUUGGCCAAGUUCUUCAAUUUGAGCAAGGUUGGAAAUGAGUCGGAGGGUAGUUUAUGGGUACGACAAAAUGUACCAUUUGCCAGCAAUUCACCAGAAAUACCAUGGGGGCUUCAGUCUGAUCUCGGGAAUGAUGAAGUGCGACAGCCACCAAGGAUCGAGACUGGAUACAUUACCAUCAAUGGAUUUCCAGAGCUGAGUGACUGGAAUUGGUGAACGUUAGGCUUGUUUUGACUUCUCGAACGAGUUAAUCACCGCGAAGCCCCAAAAUUCGAUAAGCAGUCACAUGAAAUGUAAGCCGGUAUUCAUGAACUACAUGUUUGCUUGUUUGUGUGACUAGGCAGAAUC
This is a messenger RNA of Mollisia scopiformis, 1277 nucleotides long. RefSeq lists its product as uncharacterized. The record is from RefSeq and is a predicted model, not a curated record. Bases 96 to 1145 code for a protein of 349 amino acids. The transcript has a single exon. Lineage: Eukaryota; Fungi; Ascomycota; Leotiomycetes; Helotiales; Mollisiaceae.